Molecule: messenger RNA, 1148 nt
Organism: Copidosoma floridanum
Lineage: Eukaryota; Metazoa; Arthropoda; Insecta; Hymenoptera; Encyrtidae
Gene: Miox
Product: Myo-inositol oxygenase
Biological process (GO): inositol catabolic process
Cellular component (GO): cytoplasm
Molecular function (GO): inositol oxygenase activity; iron ion binding
Source: RefSeq, a predicted model, not a curated record
UCGAGUGUCAAACAAUUCGGACACUCGUUGCACGAUCGGUUUUACACAUCAAGUAGUUAUGUUGGCCCAAGUUAAACAGUCAGCCGCGACGACCGGUAUGUUCGAUCCGUCGGAAAAGCUACGGCCGGAGAACAUUUACAACGGCAAGUUCGAGAGCGACUUCCGGGACUACUCCGUGGACCCGGACGACCCCAUCAAAGAGCGCGUCCGCAAGACUUACUUGAACAUGCACGCGCACCAGACCGUCGACUUUGUGCGCUCUCGACUGACGAGCUGGUUGAAAUUCGACAAGUGCAAGAUGAGCAUAAAGGAAGCCUUGACGAAACUGAACGAGCUCAUCGACGAGAGCGACCCCGACUCCAGUCUGCCGAACAUAGUGCACGCCUUCCAGACAGCCGAGAAAAUCAGGGCAGAUCAUCCGCACCAGGACUGGUUUCACCUCAUCGGUCUCAUUCACGAUCUUGGCAAAGUCAUGGCCUUCUACGGGGAGCCACAGUGGGCCGUUGUGGGCGAUACGUUUCCAGUUGGCUGCGCCUGGGGCGACUCCAUUGUUUACAGAGACACCAGCUUCGACGACAACCCUGAUGGCAAAGAUCCGCGUUACAACACAAAGUACGGAAUGUACAAGCCAAAGUGUGGUCUUGACAAUCUGAUCAUGUCGUGGGGCCACGACGAGUACCUGUAUCGGGUGCUUAAACACAAUAAUAGCAAACUACCAAAAGAAGGCCUGGUUAUGAUUCGUUACCACUCGUUCUAUCCAUGGCACGCGGGUGGCGACUACACGCACUUCUGUACAGAAGAGGAUGAUCAGAUGCUCGAGUGGGUUUUGGAGUUUAACAAAUACGACUUGUAUUCCAAGAGCGCGGGAGUACCUGAUAUUGAAGCACUAUGGCCGUACUACGAAAAACUUAUUGAAAAGUACAUUCCAGGAGUGCUCGAGUGGUGAAGAGCUUUUAGAACAAUUUUACGUUUAACUUACGUAGUAGUAAGAAUUAAUUAAGACUAAUAAUUAACUUAACAAAAAUCAAGACUAGCUUUUUUUUUUAUUCCCACAUCUUUAACAUUUAACUUUAAGGCUCAAUCAUUUGUAGAAAAACCAUUAUUUCUUAGAUUAUGUAUAAUUAAAGUUUUCAUACUUAAAUACCUAA